AUGGGUAUCCCUUUUGAUUUUGUUGAACGACCGAGUUUUGCACUUUACCUCCGAAACUCAAUCGCUUGCAUGUUCACCACUCUUCUUGGUGAACAUGCAAUUCCGACUCAGUUUUCCCCUUCCACUUCCCCUUGCCGCUUGGACUCCAUUUGCGAUCGAGUAUUUUUUCUCUCUGAUUUGGACACUUCCUACACUAUCGUUACUAUCAUCUUCUGCAAUUGGAUGUUUGAGCAAGUAGGGUUGGAGAAAAGCAAAAAAGAGGUGGAAAAUAUUAUUGAACUCAUAAAUGAAGGAAAUGGAUUUAACAAAGAUAAUGUUGGUUAUCCCGUACCUUCUCCCGAUACUAAUUCUCCCACUCUCCCUACCGAUUAUCAAAUUAUCGCGUCAAGAACUUCAAUAGUAGAAGAAAUAAAAGAGGCACUUGCAAACCCUAAUGUCGACACAGUUGGAGUAUGUGGUAUGGGUGGUGUUGGAAAAACUGCUUUAUUGAAUGAAGUUAAGAAGUUAGUGUUGGAAAAGAAUUUGUUUGAUCGAGUGAUUCAAGUGGAAGUUGGUGAAUCCAAAAGUGUAUUCAAUAUUCAAGAACAAAUUAAAGAUGAGUUAAAUAUGGAAUUGAAUAUAGAAUGUGAGGAGGUAAGAGCAUGUCGCCUACGAACUCAUAUUGCCGAGAGGAAAGAGAAUAUGUUGUUUAUGUUGGAUGAUAUAUGGAAGGAACACGAUGUUGAAAAAGAGUUUGGAAUUCCUUGUCAUUCAGAAUCAAGAAAAGAAGGAUGUAAGAUACUUAUGACAAGUAAACAUGUAUUAAACAAUGAAAUGAACACAGAAAAGACAUUUGAGGUGAAUUCUCUUACCAACGAAGAGUCUAGGAACUUUUUCGUGACAAUAGUUGGUGAGUCUUCGUGUGUUGAAGAUGGACAUAAUAUACAACAAAUAGCAGAGGAUGUGGUAAAAGAAUGUGGAGGGUUACCACUUGCACUUAAAAUUCUAGGAAAAGCAUUGAAGGGAAAAAGAGUACAGAUAUGGAAGGAUGCGUUAAAGUCAUUGAAAAAUCCUGUUACAGUGACUAUUUCAGGAGUGAGUGAGCAAUUGUAUUCUUGUCUCCAAUUCAGUUACGAUUCAACAGAAGAUGAAGCAGAGCAAGUAUUACUUCUAUGUAGUGUAUUUCCAGAUGAUUACAAGAUUGAAGUGAAGGAUUUGCAGAUGUAUGCAAUGGGUAUGGGAUUGGUAAAGCACAUAAAUACUUGGGAAGAUGCAGGGAAUAGAGUAAUCAAGUUGGUUGAUGAUCUUAAAUCUUGCUAUUUGCUUCAAGAUGAGCAGUCCAAGAAAGGAUCAGAUGAUUGUGUUCAAAUGCAUGAUGUGGUCCACGAUUUUGCGAAAUACGUUGCAUCAAAGAAAGAUAAGAUGACGUCCUUGACGUAUAGGAGUGGGCAAAGGCUGGAAUACUGGCAAGAAGAAGAUGAUGAUAUGCAUGAAUCUUAUAAAGCAAUUUAUGCAGAUUGUGCGAAAUAUUGUGUAUACCUUCCCCCAAAAGUUGGAGUUUCCGAACCUUCAAUUGUUAAUAUUAACAAAUCGUGGAUCAUCAUCCAUCGGGGAGGGUAA
Molecule: messenger RNA, 1599 nt
Organism: Cucumis sativus (cucumber)
Lineage: Eukaryota; Viridiplantae; Streptophyta; Magnoliopsida; Cucurbitales; Cucurbitaceae
Product: disease resistance protein At4g27190-like
Molecular function (GO): ADP binding
Source: RefSeq, a predicted model, not a curated record